GAUGUUGGUGCAAGUGGCGAAGACAGAAAUGGUGAUAACGAGUGCAGAGGGGAGACAGGUCGUGUUGUCGGCAUCGGCGGAGACAAGGAAGGUGAUGGUGGAAGUAGAAGGGACACAAGUGGUGUUGGCAAUAAUGGGUGCGACACAAGUGGUGAUGGCAAAGGUAAAGAGGAUGAAGGUUAUGUUUUCAGAAUUGACGGGGACACGGAACAAGUUGGCAGAAGUAAGGGGGAUACAGUAAGUGAAGUUAUAAGUCGCGCGGACAAAAAUGACGAGGCGCAGAGUGGAGUAGGAUCAGGAUACACAGGGCAAUUUUUAAACAACGAUGUGCUAGAAAGUAUCAUUAAGAUUUCCUUAAAGUCCUUUCCGUUUAUAAGAACAUCCCUACAAGGUGUAAAUACCUUCUUCAGAGAAACAGUAGACAAGAUGCCUUGCCCUACGGUAUACAUUCCAGAACUCGCAGAAAAAACAGUCGUCAUAAGCAUAAGGAAACUAGUAAUGCUGAAGGGGAGAUGCAGUAGUGCUGUUGGACGCCUUCGGGCAGUUAUUAAAUCCCCUAAAUGGUAUCAUGCAUGGGUGAGGUUAGUUCCUCUAGAAUUUAGAUGGUUUGCAAUAUCUGGCAUUUUUUGGAAGAAUAUUGCAAACACACGUAAAUAG
This is a messenger RNA of Porites evermanni, 657 nucleotides long. The record is from the annotation of a GenBank genome assembly. Lineage: Eukaryota; Metazoa; Cnidaria; Anthozoa; Scleractinia; Poritidae.